CCUUCGGAGGAUGCGGUCUACAAAGACGUGUCCUUCGAAGGCUGCUUAGAUCCGCGAAGGCUGAACCGAAACGAGACGGUCUGCUCUACGUCAGAUUUUCUCUUUGCCUCACAGCACCGAUGUUGCCGCCCUUACCGUUGCGCCAGGAAACGCCGCUCCUGUCAAGUUAUUUUAAAGUUCUUUAAAGAUGGAGCCAAAAACUUUUAUUUUAAUUGUUUAUUUUUUCAUUUAUUAGAGCUGGAGAUGCAACGGCGGCUACUGAUGAGGUUUUUUACAUUUGUAUCGUUAGCUGUUCGCCUCAGUUUAAACCCAAUACUUAUAUGUAUAUAUUUAUUUAUGUAUUAUAUUUAAAAGUGUGCUCUUCAGCCGCCCUUCGCAUGUCUGUUGAUGCCGCCAUGUUCUCGAAUCCUCGCCGGCACGCAAUGAACCUCGGGAUAUGUUGCCAUGGAAAAGAAGCACACAUUUUUUGGCUGCAUUUAAAGGAGACUUCGAAAUGGGACAGUCUAGUCGCGCCGCUGUGACGCAAUCGGCCUUCAAAUGCAUUCUCCGAAGGACGCAGCCCCUGAAAUGAGACACGGUGCCCACAUGAAAUGAACCGCACUGUACUCGAAUCUCAACGAUCAGCGAUGUCGGACAUGCUUCUAGUCGAUGGAGCUAUGAACUUUCCUCAUUGAGUGCGAGACUGUCAAGUCGUCCGUCCAUGCGAAAUUUAUCAUUGUUGUUACUCCCUUGUGUCAUCGCGGCCGUGGUGCAUUUGUGGUGGGUGACGGACAAAACAGCUUUCUUCUCGGAUUUGAAGAGUGCAGGCAGCCAUAACCCAGUGCAUGAAGUUCUGGUGGGAGUGCUGUCUGCCAGGCAUCACCAUGAUCUGCGUGAAGCCAUAAGGGACACAUGGCUGGGGUAUCUCAGGGACCACCCUAAGUUCCAGAAUCGGUCUGGUUUUAUUUUGGCUCAAAGGGUGCUGGUGAAAUUUAUCAUUGGCCAGCAUGGCUGUGCAAUACCUGAAGAAGAUCGUGAGGACCCGUAUUCCUGUACCCCGCUAAACCUUACAGAGCCAGUUGCCAGACAGGACAUGGCCAUCCUAAGCGUGCCUGAUGCCUCUGUUUUGGUGCUGUCUGAUGUCUCAGCCAUUAGUUUGGACUUUAAGGUCCUUCACUCUGUGGUCAUCACACAGUUGGGUGUCUUCUCUGGUGGAGCACAGCAGCAUUUCAGGGGCAAUGUCACAGUGAAGUUAUUCCAAGUGGACCAGGAGGAAGCUGUUGUGACUGCUUCUUUCACUGCACUGAGCCCAGGGACCUAUGUGGAGGGGAUCUGGUAUAAAGCUGUAGAGCAGUUCAUUUUGCCUAAGGGUUUUGAGGGAACGCUACUAUGGGAGAGCCAGGAUUUGACAGCCUUGAUGACUCUCAAUGUGUCUAAGAUCCAGCUCAAUAAUGGUGGAGGUGUGCUCAAGUUAGGAUGUAUAGAGGAGGGCACCUUGCCUCACAGGAGUGCGGUGGGUUUUCCUGGGCUGGCUGGAGGGUUCACUUUCUCAGUUUAUAAUGUGGAGGUUCUAAAGGAAAUGCUUCGUAGGCAAGCUGGCAGGCAGCAGGCCCAUGUUGCCAGGUUGAGAGAAGAGGACAAGGCCUUACAGGAGGAGAGCCAUAGGUAUGGAGACAUGGUGUUUGUGGACAUAGUGGACACUUACAGGACUGUGCCUUCCAAACUGCUGCAGUUUUAUAAAUGGGCCAUAAGGAACACUGACUUCAAUCUGCUCCUGAAGACAGAUGAUGAUUGCUAUAUUAAUGUGGAUGCCGUAUUAAUGAAGAUUGACCGCAAGAGCCUGACACGGAGCAGCCUCUGGUGGGGAAACUUCAGGCAGAACUGGGCUGUAGACCGCCUAGGGAAGUGGCAGGAGCUGGAGUAUGCUAGCCCUGUGUAUCCAGCCUUUGCCUGUGGCUCUGGAUAUGUGGUGUCCAGGGACUUGGUUGUGUGGCUGGCCAGCAAUGCAGAAAAGCUGAAAGCUUACCAGGGUGAGGAUGUGAGCAUGGGAAUAUGGAUGGCUGCAGUGGGGCCUAAUAAAUAUCAGAAGGGGGCCAUAGUUGAUCUCCGCCAGUGUGGAUAUAUUCUUCGUCACAUAUUAUUCCGCUUGGGGGAGGUUUCCAAAGCACUGAUGUUACAAAGCGUUUUUCUGCACAUUGCUUGCAAUUACAAAUUUCCACCAGAGAGGUCUCUGAAUCCCCAAACCUUAUUUAGUGUAGCUUUAAGGACGCAGGCUGGUUGUGUGAGAAGGAAUGCUAUGUGGACAUGCUGUCGUCACCUCAGCAUACAGUAGAGGAGCUGCAUUCUCUUUGGGACCAAAAAAGAGCUUGUGGGGACCCAUGUGGUUGUGCUUGGAGCCAGCACUGAAACCUUUAAGAGCCCCUGAGAUCUACAUCCAUCACCUCAUUAGGGUCGUGUCCAUCUCACUGACAAACACAAUUUUUUUAGUACUGUAAAAACUUCAGUCAGAAUGUUUAGGUUCUUAAUUGAGUUUUUUAAACACUUGUUGGUGUCUUUGAUUUGAGUGCUUGUUUUGAUGCAGCACUGAAUCAGAUGCUGUUAGAAAGUGACGUGACAUGCAAAAGAGAAACAUUUUGCUCCAAGGGCACUUUUUGGUGUAAAAUGCACACAGGGUGUUGUUGAUUCAUCCUUUGAAAGCUAAGCUCUCUAGCUCUCUCAGCAAACACAUGCUUUCUAGAUGUACCACCAAAUGUCUAGCUCUCUGUGAAAACAAGGGUUUGUGCCAUUAUGGAGCACAAUAAAAGAUUGGACGAAAAGUUAA
Colossoma macropomum (tambaqui) is the source of this 2800-nucleotide messenger RNA. RefSeq names its product beta-1,3-N-acetylgalactosaminyltransferase 2 (gene b3galnt2). The transcript is spliced from 14 exons. Bases 701 to 2311 code for a protein of 536 amino acids. Gene Ontology annotation, molecular function: hexosyltransferase activity. Gene Ontology annotation, cellular component: membrane. The record is from RefSeq and is a predicted model, not a curated record. NCBI's taxonomy places the organism in Eukaryota, Metazoa, Chordata, Actinopteri, Characiformes, Serrasalmidae.